Molecule: messenger RNA, 708 nt
Organism: Rhodofomes roseus
Lineage: Eukaryota; Fungi; Basidiomycota; Agaricomycetes; Polyporales; Fomitopsidaceae
Exons: 1
Coding region: 1-708 (235 amino acids)
Biological process (GO): nuclear envelope organization
Cellular component (GO): meiotic nuclear membrane microtubule tethering complex; nuclear envelope
Molecular function (GO): protein-membrane adaptor activity
Source: RefSeq, a predicted model, not a curated record
AUGCGCUACACUCAACAUCUCAUACCGGCGCUUUCCACUCUCCCUCAUCUAGAGACGCCACUCACACCUUCGUUGAGACGAGCUAUCGAGGACAUUGUCACGGAGCGCAUCAGAGCCCACGCCAUAGCUAGCAGGGGACAGCACGACUUCGCUCUCAGAGCCGCAGGUGGACGCAUCGUUCCCGCGCUGACAACGGGUUGUACUUCGAUGUUCCACUGGAGCUGUAAUGGCCCAAGCGUGGCGAUCGACGAAGACGUCCGAGUGGGACAGUGUUGGGAUAUCCGUGCGCUCCCUGCUCAGCUAGGCGUCGUCCUCCCUAAGAUCAUCCAGCCCUCUCACGUCACAGUGGAGCACCUUCCGAAGGAGAUCAAUUCAGACAUCGGCACCGCGCCCCGCAAUAUGACGCUCUGGGGUAUCGUCGACGGGAAGGCGAACAUUGCUCUUUUCGAGGAUCUUCUGCGUGAUGAUCCCGGCCUUGAAGCCCUCGGUCGACGGCGCCCCCAUAUCGCAACCGACCAUCGCUAUGCUCCUCUCUUGUCCUUCACUUACGACGUGGACGGCGAGGACGCGAUUCAAACGUUUGGCAUAUCCGAAAGGUUUCGCACCACCCAGAUGUCCUUCGCUGUAUUCGUACUCGAGGUUGAAGACAGCUGGGGAGGAGCAUCCACGUGCUUAUACCGAGUGAGAAUCCACGGAACCGUCGUGUAA